AUGGAAAUCCAUUAUAAGAUGAGUAGUGUAUUUCAUCAUAAUCAUAGUCAUAAUCAUAGUCAUCAUCAUCCACACCAUCAACAUAGUAAUGUAAUUAUACAUCAUAGUCAACUUGGACAUCCACUAGAGUUACUUGAUUUACCCGAUGACAUUCUAUUCUACGCCUUUUACAAGAGUUUGAUGAUUCCACAGGCUAUCCUAUCGGUCAUCCUAUCGAGCUACAGUUUCAAGCAAAUGUUCAAGUUUCGUAAUCUUCUCUAUCGAUACUAUCAACCACUGCUAUCAGAUGCAUUGGAAAUAUUACAGAAAACUGCUUCUUUAAAUCAACGUGGUAGUAGUCAAGGUAAUGACAAUGGUAUUGAGAAUAAUGGAGAAGGAGCAUUUUGGACUACUGUUCAAGUAACCAAACAACCUUCAUUGGCAACGUCGACGAUUGAAAAAUCGAUUGUACCCAAUCAACGUGUAUCGGUUCUUCACAAUCACACAUUGGUGCAUCGUAACCUAACAACCUAUUGCAUACGUGUCACUCGUACCAUUCCAACACGUAUCCUCAAAAAGAUGAUGUCGUUGAUACUCGACUAUGAAAAGAUCCCCCUAUGGGACGUUGCAUUGCGUCAUUGCACGGGUAUGGUCAUCAAGAGUCCCGAGAUUAACGGUGUCGACGGUCACGUCAAAAAGGUUGAUAUUCUCCAUAAACAAAUCAUUGGCAAUCUCUUUAUGACCUAUGUUCGCAUGGUCUACACAGAGUCUUCAGACAAUGACCGUUUCUUUGCAAGUCCAAAUAGUAAUAUUCACAAUGAUUCAAAUGAUAGUACUACUUUUAAGAGUAAUAGUAAUAAUAAUAAUAGUAUUAUUAGUUUUAAUCAUAGUCAUAAUCACAAUCAACCUUCAAUGAUGUCAUCAUCUUCAACAACCAAUCCAAUUAUUCAUGAUCAAUUUAAUAAUAUUCUACUUCAAUAUAGUUCACCAUACCCUAUUCAACCAACUCAUAACAAUAAUAAUAUAAAUAAUAAUAAUAAUAACAAUAGUAAUAAUAAUAAUAAUGAACCAACAACUACAACAUCUGAUUUAUUGAAUAAUAUUGGGUUAUUACAAUACCAAUUAAAUGAACAACACCAAGAUAUUAUUAGAAAGUAUCAAAGUGGAUCACCAAUCUCUUCAGAUACUUCACAACACCAAGAUAAUAAUGACGGUCGGGGCGGUGAAGAUGAUUCAGAUGACUUUUCAUCAUCAACUGAUGAUUCAGAUUCAUUUGUUUCAGAUUCUGAAGAUGACGAAAGUGACCAAGAUGAUAGUAGUGAAUCACUUUCAGAUAGUGAAGGAUCAUUGGAUAUUGAAGAUAGUAUCAAUAGUCAUUUACAUCAUCCAAAUAGUGUAUAUAAUAGUAAUGCUUAUAGUAGUAAGAAUCACUCACGUUAUCGUAGAGAACAAGAGAGUGAUGAACAACAAGAUCAAGAUCAAAAUGAAGACAAUGACGAUGAAGAGGAAGACUUACAAUCAAGUACUAGAGCUCCACUCAAACGUGUUCGUAGAAAUAGUAUUGAUGAACCAAUUUUAUUAUCUCCCAUUCAUAUUGUUCAACAUCAUAUUCCAUUUCAUAUUAAAGGAAUGAAUAAUCAUUUAAUUGAUAAAGAAGUACAACCAUUUAAUUUGGAUUGUUAUGGAAGUGGAUUUAUUUUUGAACCAAUUGGUGAUGGUAAAGAGAUAAAGAUGACAUAUAUAUUACAAGUUCAUCAAGAAGAUUGGAUGGAUGAUGAAGCCAAAGAAAUGGUCGAUGAUUUGGCCAUUUCAAGAGGUAGAUCCAUUUCAUCUUUAAUUUCACAUGCCUAUCAUCUUUCAAGAUCAACCUAA
This is a messenger RNA of Cavenderia fasciculata, 1851 nucleotides long. RefSeq names its product cyclin-like F-box containing protein. The record is from RefSeq and is a predicted model, not a curated record. NCBI's taxonomy places the organism in Eukaryota, Evosea, Eumycetozoa, Acytosteliales, Cavenderiaceae. Bases 1 to 1851 code for a protein of 616 amino acids. The transcript has 4 exons.